Molecule: messenger RNA, 7666 nt
Organism: Culex pipiens pallens (northern house mosquito)
Lineage: Eukaryota; Metazoa; Arthropoda; Insecta; Diptera; Culicidae
Exons: 2
Coding region: 1486-3747 (753 amino acids)
Biological process (GO): protein peptidyl-prolyl isomerization
Molecular function (GO): zinc ion binding; peptidyl-prolyl cis-trans isomerase activity
Source: RefSeq, a predicted model, not a curated record
GCUCAGACACAGAGAAUCGCGUGAGCCGACCGGACUAUAGAGGCAAAACUGCGGAAAAAUUGAAAGCGAAAAUCUCAUCUUGUUUUUUUUUGUUGCGUUCGUAACGUUGUUAUUAUUAUAUCAUCACCGCGCGGCGACCCACAGCACUCGAAUUUGUAAAACGUAAUAGCGGCGGAAUCGGUUUCGCGAAAAAGGUAGUCGACGCGGCAAUUCCAUAUUGUUCUCCGGUUAUUCCGACACGGAGUUUUUCCAGAAGUGGGGUAGGACAUGACGGCAGCGGAGUGACGAUGGCCUCAGGGGAUAGUGCGUUUACUAACGCGAUAAACAGAUGUAAUCGGCGCCGAAAGUAUUGCUGUAUGCUGCUGUACAGGCUGAGGAGAUAAUCUUUGGCUGACGGAGAAUUCGCGGAACUACGGCCGGAUCGAACGAACGAAAAAAAAGAUGACGAGCUAAAAUGGCCGUCGAGCAAAGUUCGGCUCUGGACAAGUAGUAACGAGUGCUGUAACAUCGCAAAAAGUGGUGAGAAAAGGUGCCGAUUCCAGCAGGACCAUCAUAUUCGGGUAGCACAUUCCGGUAACGUGGUUGAGGAAGGCAGCCAGGUCGUCAAGGUUGGGAGGAGCUUUUUGGUUGAUGCGUAGAUUUUGGAACCAGCACACAGACAGGCGCGCGUGGAAAACACAACAAGAAAAAAAAAACAAACAAAACGAGAGAGUGUGAGUUUGAACGGGGAGGGAAAAAAAGCUGGGCGAAGCCGCCAAGUAAUCGAUAAUCAAUACGCGAAAACCACUGCGUAGAGGUCCCCGAUUAGCCGAAAUAAUACAAUAAAUACACACAACCGAUGCGAUAAAAGGCCAGCGUGCAAGUUAUCUCCAAAUUCGUCGAUGUUUACGAUCGCUCCGAAUAGUAAAUAUAUCUCGUCAUCGUGUCUCGAAACUCGAUAGUGAAAGCGUCGUCAUCGGCGUCCAAGUCCUUAUCAGUAACGACUCGUCUGUGCGUUCGUCCUUCUUCAUCGUAACAGGUCAUCAACACCCGACGACUCCCCCAGCUCAACGCACUAGUGAAACCACAAAAGCACGUAAACCUUAGUGUGUGUAGAGCGCGUGUAACGCGUGAAUCGCUCGUCCUGUUUCGGCGUCCCCGAAAUCUAGUUAAUGCCGUGCGUCCACACCAAAGUCGUCGUCGUCUAUCGAUUGCGACCAUUGCGCCCAAAACUGAACAGAAACGAAUAAAUACACAACAACCAUGAAUAUUCGAUUUGAAGCCGCGAUAGCCGAGUCGAAAUUCAAACCAUCGUCCUGAAACUACUACUACUGACAACAAACAACAAAAGAAGUGUGUUAAUAACUUUUUUCCUGUGAUAUUACGUAAAAGAACCGAGAGGUAGAGCAAAAGAAAGCGGCGCGGACAAUUUCCGGAGCACGAAGGUGGGCCUCGAGGCUGCACACCGUAGGACGUUGAACCAUCAAGCAAGUGUGACCGGCGUGAAUGACGAUGGACUUUACGCCGCUGCCGUCCGAGCUGGAGGAGCUGAUCCUGUGCAGCUGCUGCCACCUGCCGUUCAACGACACGGACGCGGUGCCGAAGCUGUUCUCCUGCCGGCACUACUUCUGCCUCAAGUGCGUCCAGCAGGUGCUGAUGAAGGGCAGCGAGCUGUACUGCGUGCACUGCUGGAAGCGCACCGAGCUGAGCGGGCUGGCCGACAUGAAGCCGGAGAACCUGCCGACGCACAACGCGAUCCUGUACCUGUCGCAGAACCUGAGCAUGAUCUCGAGCAGCGGCAGUCCGGCCGCAAGUGGGGCCCCGUCAACGGCGGCGGUUGGGGCGGGGGGGAGUGUUGGUGGGGUGAGUGGAAACGGGACGAAGAAACCGCCCGACAAGAGUGGCACGAACGGGACGGCCACCACGGCGUCGUCGUCGGUCGGCAGUAGUGUAACGACUAGUGUAACAAGUGCGGUUAGCGGCAGUGCGGCGAGCAAUGGCAGUGCGAACGGGAAUGGUAUCGGGAUUGGGGGUGGUAAUGGCGGUGGUAAUACGGGUGGAGCGAUCGGUUCGGGAAAGUAUAGAAGUAAGGGCGAAAACUGUCUAACGCACGCGAUGCCAAACGCGCUGUGGUGCCUCAAGUGUAACGUGCUGCUGUGUCGGGCGUGUGCCAGCACCGAGGAGCACCGGAAUCACACGGUGAAGACGCAGGCCGAGGCGCGGGACCAGAUCCGGUCGGAUAUUGCGUCGGACUUGCUGCUGAUGCAGAAAUCGUUGUCCGAGCUGCAGCACUUUGUGUUUAAGCAGCGUGAUUUUCUGCUCAAGAUUCUGGAGGCGUGCACGGCGCUCAAGACGCAGGUCGAAACGGAACUGAUCAACCAUCUGCCCACGUUCGAGGUGGCGGAAAUACGAAGUAAUCUUACCAAAGCAAAGCUGUUUCUCAGCAUGCUGGAGCAGCAAUCGCCGGCGGAGGCGUACAAGCUGUACGCGAACUUGAAUAUCGAGAAGCAACGUCUACAGUCCAAGUACCAGGAGAUGUACCUGCAGUGCAAGCUGGACGAUUUGAUCCAGCAUUACGGCGUACUGUUUGACUUUGAGCUGAUCAAGCAGGCUCUCUCGAAUCUGAACACGAUCGAUCCGAUUUCGUUCGGGAACGGUACAAUCGGUGGUGGUCUCGGAGUGACCGCCAGUGGCGCCACCAUCAACGGACAUCACAACUCGAUCCUGCUUCUGGCCAACUACUGCAUCUCGCAGCUGUACUCCCGGCACAUCCUGACCACAAAGCAUCACCAGCAACAACAGCAACAACAUCACCAUCAUCAGCAGCAUAUGGACCACAGCCUCAGCUACUCGCAGUCAAGCGCCGUGGUUCCACACUCCCCCAAUCACGGCGGUCUGCUCGGAGGACCACCCGGAAUGCCACAACCUCCGCAGCACUCCGGUAGCUACGCCAGUCAAUUGAACGAUAUGGCCAUCAUCAUCGCGCCUCCCCUGCACCAAUCGGGCAGCCGAACCGACGGGUCCAACUCGGCGCGAACGUCCGGCUCCGGGUCGGCCUAUCUCAGCGAGAUUCUCAACGGAAGCGCCAUGCAGCAUCUGCAUCAACAUUCCGGAUCUUCCCAGCACCAGCCGUUGACGCCGCCGGGCCACCCGCUGUCGUCGUCUUCUUCCAGCGUGGUUUCGCUAGUUCCUUCCUCGGCCCAGCAGCAGGUCCAGAAGCAGGUACAGGCCGCGGUCGGUUCGCUGCUGUGCAACCCGUCCGUGCACGUGUACCCGAUCUACUACUUCAACAUCGAAAUCAACGGGCAACCGUUCGGGCGGGUCCUGAUCGAGGUGCGCAACGACGUCGCCCCCAAGAUGGCCAAGAACUUUGGCGCGCUUGCCAGCGGCGAUCUCGGCUUCGGCUACAAGGGCUGCAGCAUCUUUCAGUGCUGGGAGAACGAGAGCAUCAUCACGGGCGACUUUGAGCUGAACAACGGACGCGGCGGCCGGUCCGUGUUCGAGGAGGGCUUCUUCAUGCCGGACGACACCAAGAUCCUGGCGAUCCGCGGCUCUGUGGGGAUGCGGCGCAGCCAGAAGCGCCACGACAACAUGGGCCUCGUCGGGUCCCAGUUCCGGAUCAUACUGCGCGAGAUGCGCGGCUUCACCGGGAUCUUCGCGUUCGUCGUCGAGGGACUCGAGCUGGUCGAAAAGAUCAGCCAGGCUGGCGACUCGGCCGGGAAGCCGCAGAGCAGCGUCAUGAUCGUCAACUGCGGCAAGUGGCAGUAGGGUGGUUGGUUUGGUUGGGGUGAGAGAAAUACGUAUCUGGAUAGCCGGCUGUUGAUAGUUUUUAUCUUUUACACUUGUUUCGGUAUUAGAGCGGCUUUUGUUAGCGCAGGGUGUGUUACAAUUUUAUUAGACUAUUUUGUAGGUUAAUGGCGGUGCGGAAGCUGCGGACUAUUGAGUGGUUGCACUAAGCACUUACUAAGAGAGAAAUUCGAAAUAGAGCAAAAUGAGAGGUCAUUGAUUGAGUUCCGAGUUUUUCUGGAGUAGAUUCAAUCUCACUAAAACAUUCGCAAAUAAAAAGUCAAACGUAGCCUCAUGUGCUGUCACAUUUUUUAACAGGAUAAUGUUUGUAAACAAUGUGUAAACAAUCAAAUCUAGUGACACCUAAGGUGGUAAUAGACUACGCCAAACAAACAAACUCGCACUUUUUGACGUUUUGUCUUAUUUGUUUGCCUGCAUACAUUUUGCCUUGCCUGCGAGUUUGUCGCAAACAAGUUUGCGAAUUUGGCAAACGGUCAAACACGAAAAGUGCGAGUUUGUUUUUUUUUGUCACAGUCUAAUGCCUCCUUCAGAAGAAAAUGGAAUUAUUUAUGAAAAUAACUCUUGGAUGAUCAGUUGCACUCAUUAGUCCGCACUUUCAGCGCACUCGCGUCACUUUAUAUAGGAAAAAAAUGCAUUUCUCGCAAAAACGUAGCUGUUGAACUUUUAAGUGAAAUAUUUUACUAGUGUCUAGUUGAAAAAAAAAACACGUCGAACGGGGAUUGGAAAACCAAAUAUAGUGACGGAUCAAAUCCGCCCGAUAUAAAAUGCAAAAAAUCUGAAAAAAAACUUAGAAUUUUAUCAGCGAAAAAAAAAAAUAUGCUGAAACUUACUUAAGGGAAACGGUACACGACUGUAGGGUUUAAGGCAUCGCGAGUAACGACUUUCGGAAAACGGAUCGAAAUUAAGCUAAUAUUUAUCAUCGUCUAGUUGUAAACAGUCCAAGUCCCUAAUCACAUCUUAUAAAGAGAGAAAAAAAACGACGAAAGGCGAAAACCAGUACAGGGUGACACAGUUUUUCAUUUAACCUAGUUACCAAAAUUUCCUAGCAGCGAAGCAAAACGAAGGAUCUUUUUAGACGGAUAGAAAAAGAGAGAGAGAGAUGAUAAAAGGACAAACGAAAGUGGAACAAAAUCUUGAUACAACACUAACCUAUUCCACCGAUCAAUAUGAGAAGAGAGAAAGGAAGAGAAACCCGAUUUCGUUUUACUACUACUAUCCGUGAUUUCAGGUACGAUUCAGCGAUUCGCAAAGCGAGCGUAGUUUUUAAGGGGAAACGUGCGAAAUAAACAAAAAAUAUAUAUGAUUCGGCAUAGUCGAAAACGCGAGCAACUUUUAUGGAAAGCGAAAUAAACACACACUCUCACUGUAUAACUUGUAAUGAAGCAUGUAAAACGUAUAUGAAAUGGUAAUCCAACAUUUAAAAAAACCCAAGAAACAAAAUCAGAUGGAAAAGAAAGUACAAUAACAAGUGAAAUCGUUAUUCACGCGGAAUGUUGUCGAGAAACGGGAUAAAUCUAGCAAAUAAUGUAAGUCUAUUUAAACAAAAAAAAAAAACCAGGAACAAAAAAAAGUGGUGAAAGUACACAGAGUCUAUUUUACUGAACGGUAGCCGAUCGAAGAAAAACAAGAAAAUGCAAAAAAAGAUAGUAAAAUGUGUUAGUGUUGCUAAUAUAUCUAUUUAUAUAUGCAGAACGCGUAAACCAGCAAGAUGAGUGUAGCGAAAAAAACAAGCUGAGACCCCCCUCUAAUCUUAUGCGAAAGAUAGGAAACACUUGACACCUGUUUGACAGCCGUCAGCGUUGGAUAUCGACGAAAGAUCAUCGAAUGAUUUUUGAGAGAAUUUCGAGAGAAAUGCAGAUCUCACUAAUACAUUCACGCGUGAAACGUCAAACGCUCUCAAAAUGAAGUUUUAAGAUGAUUCCAUCGCUGAUAAACCUACACAAACAUCACACACACCUACACAAGUUCCCGAAUUAUAUCGUUAGGAAUAGUUUAUGAACGCGAAAGAAGAGACUGAAUGUUUUCGAAAACGAUGAAAGCUAAACUAGGCAUAGCAACACGUUGCAUUACGAAAUAUCGCAGAACAGAGUAAAAACAAUAGUUAAACAUCAUAAAAAAACAUCGGAGCGAAAAAUACAGAACGAGCAGUUUCGGACCACACGAAUACAUAGAACAAGCGGAACUACAAACUUCACACAAACACACCGACAUAAAAUAACCAAAACAAUCGAAAAACGGACUUUUGGCCAGCGUUAAACAAGGCAUCGGAAAAUACUUCGAAAAUGUAUAAAAAUACACAAAACGGGUUUGCGAAAAAAAAAAACAAAAUAGUCUAACAAGAAAUCGAACUAACUUCAAAUUGCUCCAGUAAAACUGGCAAUACUGCGCGCAGUCGAAAUCACUAGCUAAAAUGGCAGUUUCAACCACGUCAAAACAGAAUUUGCGCAGCAAAGUAGAAGGGAAAGGUAGUGUGGUCUGAGACUGAAAACCCCGGGCUUACUUUGCGCGUGUCUACCGACUUUUGGUUUUGAACAACAAUCACUAGAGUUCUGGCAACACAGUAGAGGAUCUUAGAUCCGCUUGCUACACACACAUGACGUCAUGAUGGAAUGAAACGUAAGGCCUUUCAAAUUGGUACAAGAUCGAGAUAAUCAAGCGGAAUGAUUUCGGGAAAAAUUUAUUAAACCUCUAUCGAUAUAAAUCCACGUGUAACACUUAACAAAUCGUUCGAACAAGCAAAAAAGUAAAAUAAAACUCAAUUACAGAAGAAGAUGAAAUAAAAAUGUAAUCGUCGUUAGUAGUCGUCGUCAGCAGUGAAAUAACUAUGUUAUCAAAGAGCUAACAGUACAGAGCAAACGUAAGAUCGACGUAAAUUAAACAACAAAAUAGAGCAAAAUUAUAAUAUCCAGCAUGCUUACCAAUCGAUGUUGUAUCUCUAAUUGUAUCUUACGAGUGCGUGCACGCACGACUAAUAAAAUUAGCCGAGAGCAAAAGUAUAACCAACCAAUUUAACGAGCAAAAAAAAACCACAAACAAGCCAUCAAAUGUUUACGUAACGCUGUAGUUUUAAACUAUUACGAAAUGAAAAAGAGUAAAAUUGCAAUUCUAUCAAUUACCAACAGCACACCAUUUGGAAAUAAAAUAAUCAGCUAAACACUCACACACACACAUACGAAACCGUAAAUGCACAUAAAACACACUUACACGUUAAAAACAAGUGAACAAAAAAGGAACGCAAACUGUACCUGGUGUUAGAGAGCAAGAUUAAAACAGAACAACAAAAACAUAUUAACAAAUAGUACACAUAAAAUAACGGAUUGUAACGAUUGCGCGAAAAAAAAACCAAACAUAAAAAUCGAGAGAGAGAAAAGAAACGAUAGAUAUAUUUUUGUCUCCAACUUCGGAACUGCAGCGAAUGUAUAAGAAAAAAAUAGCAACCUCUCUAUUAAGAUGAACGUGAAACCCCAAAUCGAACACGAAACCCUGCAGACCUAUUGCACCUCGGAACCGGCUCUUUCAUAAAAAAGGUUAUCAAGUACCAACGUAUCCACAAUUCCUACUCGGUUCAAAUGUUAAAAUCACACUAAAAGAAACCAAAAUUCACAACCAGAACGGAAAAAAAUAAAUAUAAAUGACGAACGGAACAAACCAAAAAAUAUGCAAAUGUUAGCAAAACAGAACUACCAUUACAAUCUACCUAUAUCUACUAUCGGUGAGCGAAAAAAAAAAUGAACAAGAAGCGAACAUAAAGCGAAUAUAUAAAAAUUCCACGGAAUGGAAGCGGACCGGAUCGUAUAGCGAAAAAAAAAAAACACACACACCCAACAAAAAUGAAAAGUUUCACGACAAAACUAAUGAUGCAAUAAACAGAAGAAAAGGA